Molecule: messenger RNA, 1533 nt
Organism: Rhinocladiella mackenziei CBS 650.93
Lineage: Eukaryota; Fungi; Ascomycota; Eurotiomycetes; Chaetothyriales; Herpotrichiellaceae
Exons: 3
Coding region: 1-1533 (510 amino acids)
Molecular function (GO): metal ion binding
Source: RefSeq, a predicted model, not a curated record
AUGUCUUCAUCUGAUUCAAUCAGUUCCCGCAGCAGUUUCGAGUCCGAUGCCGCUACAACGUCCGGUCGCACGUCAACCCAGCGCCCACUCCCUCCUCCUCCUCCACGACGCGCGGGCUCAAGCCACAGCGGGCAGAUGCUGGCAGCCAUCCUGCGUGACCGUCCAUUACCUCUUCCGACCGCUGAUCAGACGACUGAAGAACGCAGGCAAAGCAUCCUCGCCCUGGACCGCAAGAGAAGGCUGACCAACCCUACUACAUAUGAUGAAGCCAGGAGAAGAACAAUCAACGAUGGCUUUCAGGAGCGGAGAUACACCCACGAUGCCUACCGACGGGAUGGCCCUUCGUCUCCUCCGGCUCGCGGUCAUGCCUCCUCAGAUCCAAACAGACCCCUGCCGGAGAUCGUAGACCUGACAGACUCCUCUCCUCCUCUACCACAAACACCGCGGGACAACAGGCUAAGUAGGACAUCCUCCAACGGCUCCAGACGAUAUGUGGUACCUCGAUGGCAACCAGACUCGGAGGUCAGCGAGUGUCCUAUCUGCAAGCGCCCAUUUACCUGGAUGUUUAGACGGCACCAUUGCCGAAAGUGUGGUAGGGUGGUUUGCAAUGACUGCUCUCCCCACCGCAUUACAAUUCCUCGACCAUUUAUAGUACGCCCUCCAGGCCUGGAUAUUACAGCCUCGCCCAGUGACACAACCGCACGAUGCUACGAUGCAGCUGAUCUGACGGAAGAUGAUGAUGAAAACAACCCGUUUCAAGAUCCAUCCACUUCUUAUCCUUACAUAGCUGAUUCUCACCUAGAAGGUGGUGAGAAAGUGCGGUUGUGUAAUCCCUGUGUCCCAGAUCCACAGCCUGACCCCCUACCGAACUACCCUCCUCCCAACGAUGAUUUUCCAACCCAUGAAGGACCAUGGAGCACCGCAACUGCUCAGCGUCCCGGCGGGGUUCACACAGGAGAGCCUUAUCAAGGGCUGGGAAGAUAUCGAGCUGAUAUAGGGGAGAUAUCAGUAAUGAGCACCAUUCUCCUAUUGACGUUCUACCCUUGGGUGUUUAGGGAAAUUCCGCUCAUCGCCACCAUCAUCGCUCGAGUGGGUCUCUUCAACCCAGCUAUAGCGAUACUCGAGACAAUGGUAUGUCUUGGUUUGGAUCGUAUCGCGGGCAAAUGUCACCAGCCCGCCACCGUCGACAAGAGUUACCUACCUCGCCUGACUUUGGACAAUUCCCUAGCCCAUCAAGAGAUUACAUCCCACAGGAAGGCCGGGGAACCUUUGGUAUGUCACGCGCCUCCUAUCCCGGAAGUCGCCAGCCUCGAGAUGAGUCUGCCAACAACUUUCGAGAGUAUAAUUCUGUCAGGUUGUCACAUGAUUUUUCUAACACCAGAACCGAUCGACAUCCUCGCCCUCUAUCUCACGUGGUUGAGCCUCCUUCUCGACCCCGGCUGCACGAGAGAGACAUCUGUCCAGUCUGCCGUCGAAUAUUACCUCCUAGAGGUGCCGAUGGCGAUGAAACAGCCCGGGAGAUGCACAUUAUAG